AUGGGCAUUCAUCAAGUCACCGCUUUCCUGAGUGUCGAGACCACGAUUGCCCGCCUGCAUGGUGGACUUCAAGGCACUCGGAAAAACAGGUGCUGCUGUCCCAUGGUUGAUGGGGAGCCCAGGCCGUGGUUGCCGUCUCCCGCCCCAGCCAUGGACGAGAUCACCUUCAAAAGCGACACCGUGCUGUCAGACGUCCACCUCCACACCCCAAACCAGAGACAACUCAUGGUGCGGCUGAGUGGCGUGGGGCAGCCCGUCUUCUUGUCCCAGUUCAAGCUUCUGUGGAACCAAGCCUCUCAGACAGACUCGGGGGCUGAGGGUGGCAGUCACAGAGCCCAUCACACAGAGGUGACUCCUCCCGCCAGAAGCGGCUGCAGCAGUGAGGCAGUCUCCCUCCAGGCUGGGGCUGACGCCACCAGCCAGGAGGGGGUGGCAGCUCAGCUGGACGAGGAUGGGGAUUUGGACGUUGUGAGAAGACCACGGGCUGCCUCUCCCUCCAAGCCCUCGGGGCCUCCGAGAGACAAGGUACAUCCCAUGAUUCUAACACAGGAGGAAGAUGACGUCCUGGGAGACGAAGCACGAGAGAGUGGCCCCUACGAUGUCAUCAAAAUAGAGCACACCAUGGCCACCCCCCUGGAGGAUGUUGGCAAGCAGGUGUGGCGGGGCGCCCUGUUCCUGGCGGACUACAUCCUGUCCCAGCGGGACCUCUUCCAGGGUCGCACAGUGCUGGAGCUCGGGGCGGGCACCGGGCUGGCCAGCAUCCUCGCGGCCACCGUGGCGCAGACCGUCUACUGUACAGAUGUUGGUGCAGAUCUCUUGGCCAUGUGCCAGCGAAACAUUGCCCUUAACAGCCACCUGACUGCCGCUGGAGGCGGUGUGAUUAAGGUCAAGGAACUGGACUGGCUGAAAGACGAUCUCUGCACAGAUCCCGAGGUCCCCUUCAGCUGGUCGGAGGAGGACAUCUCCGACCUGUACGGCCACACCACCAUCCUGCUCGCGGCCGAAGUGUUUUACGACGAUGACCUAACUGAUGCUCUGUUUAAAACACUGUCCCGACUGGCUCACAGGUUGAAGAAUGCCUCCACUGCCAUCCUUUCUGUGGAAAAGAGGCUGAACUUCACGCUGCGGCACCUGGAGGUCACGUGCGAGGCCUACGACCACUUCCGCUCAUGCCUGCGGCGACUGGAGGGGCUGACCGGUGGGCGCCUGCGCUUCGCAGUAGAGCCGGUGGACGUUUCCUUCCCGCAGCUCUUGGUCUACGAGCGCAUCCAGCAGCUGGAGCUCUGGAAGGUCUUUGUGGAACCUGUAACAGAACUCAUCGUGUCUGAAGACACAGCUUCUUGA
Messenger RNA from Lipotes vexillifer (Yangtze River dolphin), 1344 nucleotides. It is a transcript of the gene METTL22, whose product is annotated as methyltransferase 22, Kin17 lysine. Gene Ontology annotation, biological process: protein methylation. Bases 1 to 1344 code for a protein of 447 amino acids. The transcript has 11 exons. The record is from RefSeq and is a predicted model, not a curated record. Lineage: Eukaryota; Metazoa; Chordata; Mammalia; Artiodactyla; Lipotidae. Gene Ontology annotation, cellular component: nucleus. Gene Ontology annotation, molecular function: protein methyltransferase activity.